UUCCGGAGGAACCAGACGCAAGGGGAACCCCAGCGUAGAGCCAGAGCGGCUGAGAACUUGUCCCCCGACUGCAGCGCCUGCGCCAAGACUGUGGAUUCUCGUGGUGAUCUUCUGGAUGCCUUCAACAAUGGGAGGUUCCUUGUUUGGAGAACUUCUGUCCCAGUGUGGAAAUUAAGUGGCUAUACAGAAGGAGGUUCCCACCAAAACUGUCCCGGCACUGUCAACGGCGGCCAAUAAACAAGACGCAAUGGAGUACUCCAUCAAAUAUGACAAAUCGGAGUCGCUAAAACAGUACAUGAGCUCAGGGAAGACAAAAGAGGAACUAGAGGAAUGCUUCAUGAAUAAAGAGCAGACCAAAAGAGAGUCAGCUGAGAAGGAAAAGGAUCCUCUUGAGCAAAAGUUUAAAGAGCUGCUGCAAAUGUUAGAGGACCAAGAAAGAGCCUUCAAGGGAUUUAGAGUCAAAAUCACAGACGAGAUGAGAGAAAGAGACAACCUUCUGAGAAAGAUGAAUGAGAGGAUUCAGAUGCUGGAGAUCUUAAGAAAAAUGACAGAAGAACAAGAGGAACACUACAUGAAGAAAGAAGAGUGUGCCAAAAGAGAGGCAGCUGAGAGGGAAAAAGACCCUUCUGAGCAAAAGGUUAAAGAGCUGUGGCAAAAGUUGGAGGACCAAAGGAGACUCUUGGAGGGGUUAAGAGCCAAAAUGACAGAGGAGAUAAGAGAAAGAGAGAAGACCUCAGCAGCUGAAGAGUGGGCCAGAGGAGAGGCAGCUGAGAGGGAAAAGGAGCCUCUUAAACAAAAGGUUAAAGAAUUGCAGCCAAAGAUGGAGGACCAAGAAAGAGCCUUCAAGGGAUUUAGAGUCAAAAUGACAAAGGAGAUGAGAGAAAGAGACAACCUUCUGAGGAAGAUGAACGAAAGGAUUCAGAUGCUGGAGAGCAUAGGGAUGAUAAAGAAGGAGCUAGAGGGAUGCUGCAUGAAGACAGACGGGCUCCUUCGUGAUGCAGCAAAGACCUUAGCAGAAUGGACUGAAAGAGAGCCAUCAGAGGGGGAAAAGGAGCUUCUAAAGCAAAAGUAUAAAGAGAUGUGGCAGAAGUUGGAGGACCAAGAAAAUGGCUUCGAAGGAUUCAUAGGCAAAAUGACAGAGAAAAUAAGAAAAGGAGAAAAGACCUCGGCAGAAGAGCGUGCCAAGAGGGAGGCAGCUGAGAGGGCAAAUGAGCUUCUCGAGCAAAAGGUUAAAGAGCUGCAGGAAAAGUUGGAGGACCAAGAAAGAGUCUCUGAAGAAUUAAGAGUCAAAAUGACAGAGGAGAUAAGAGAAAGAGAAAAGACCUCAGCAGGUACAGAAGAUCUGGCCAAAAGAGAGGUCGCCAAGUGGGAAAAGGAGCUUCUCGAGCAAAAGGUUAAAGAAUUGCAGCAAAAGUUGGAGGACCAAGAAAGAGCCUUCGAGAGAUUUAGAGUCAAAAUCACAGAUGAGAUGAGAGAAAGAGACAACCUUUUGAGAGAGACGAAUGAGAGAAUUCAGACGCUGGAAUGCUUACUUAGGAUACCAGAAAAACCAGAGGAACACUACAUGAAGAAAGAAGCAGAAGAGCAGGCCAAAAGAGAGGCAGCUGAGAGGGAAAAGGAGCCUCUUGGACAAAAGGUUGAAAAAUUGCAGCAAAAGUUGGAGAACCAAGAAAGAAUCUUCGAGAUAGUAAGAGUCAAAAUGACAGAGGAGUUGAAUGAAAGGAAAAAGGCCUUAGCAGAAGAGCAGGCCAAAAGAGAGGCAGCUGAGAGGGAAAAAGAGUCUCUUGAACAAAAGGUUAAAGAGCUGCAGAAAAAUUUGGAAGACCAAAAAAGAGCCUUCGAGGGAUUAAGAGCCAAAAUGACAGAGAAGAUAAGAGAAAGUGAAAAGACCUCAGCAGAACAAGCCAAAAGAGAGGCAGCUGAGAGGGAAAAGGAGUCUCUUGAACAAAACGUUAAAGAGCUGCAGAAAAAUUUGGAAGACCAAGAAAGAGCCUUAGAGGGAUUAAGAGCCAAAAUGACAGAGGAGAUAAGAGAAAGUGAAAAGACCUCAGCAGAACAAGCCAAAAGAAAGGCCACUGAGAGGGGAAAGGAGCUUUCUGAGCAAAAGUUUAAUGAAUUGCAGCAAAAGUUUGAGGACCAAGGAAGAGCCUUUGAGGCAUUUAGAGUCAAAAUGACAGAGGAGAUGAAAGAAAGAGACAGUCUUCUGAGAAAGAUGAAUGAGAGGAUUCAGAUGCUGGAGGUCACAGGGAGCAAUGAUAAUGACAAGGGUUAUGAGCAAAAUACUGAAAACGACUGCACUUCAUAGACACAGGAAGACAGUGACAAAGAAAAUACUUCACGGCCUUUUGUUUUGGUCUCAGAUUUGGGAGAAGAUAAAACAUGUGUGGUCACUAA
Messenger RNA from Balaenoptera ricei (Rice's whale), 2394 nucleotides. RefSeq names its product golgin subfamily A member 6-like protein 22. Bases 248 to 2305 code for a protein of 685 amino acids. Lineage: Eukaryota; Metazoa; Chordata; Mammalia; Artiodactyla; Balaenopteridae. The transcript has 17 exons. The record is from RefSeq and is a predicted model, not a curated record.